AUGGAAUUGACAAAGGAUUUCCUUGCACAUGCCCAUGAGCACAUCACUGUGUCACUACGAUCGGUGGAUCCUUUGGUACUGACCUCAGCAACCAUGGUGUCUACGUUCACAUUAGUGCAUUUGUGGAAUAUGCACAGAGAUGACAUAGGAAUCAGACGAAGGUUACUUACGAGAUUCUUCUCAGUCGUGAAGAGAAUUCCAUGGCCAAUUUUGAGAUGCUUUGGUUCCAUCUUUUCGAAGUGGAAGCCGUACGAAAACUCCAAGUGGUAUGAAACAUUUUCAUCGUUUUCAGAAGGUCCACGAUAUCUCGAAGGAAAAGUGUCUGGCGCUGUUUUCAAUGACGAAAAAGAUAUGGAGGAAAUGCGAGUUUACGGAGAGGUGUUCAAAAAUUUCGCAUGGUCUAACCCGCUGUGGCCAAAACUUUUCCCCGGUGUAAGAAAAAUGGAAGCAGAAGUGGUGCGAAUGUGUUGUACGUUGAUGCAUGCCGAAGCGGAAGGUUGCGGAACGAUGUCAACCGGUGGAACAAUAUCAAUACUUCUCGCUUGUUUAGCACAUCGAAAUCGGGCUCUCAAGAAGGGAAUCCUAUUCCCAGAAAUGGUGAUUCCGACAUCGGCUCACGCAGCUUUCACCAAAGCCGCUGAAGUCUUCAGAAUACGUGCUGUUCGUGUUCCAGUAGAUCCACUCACAUUCAAGGUGGAUCUCAGAAAAAUGAAGAAUGCCAUCACAAGUAGAACAUGUAUGCUCGUUGGUUCAGCACCAAACUUCCCAUUCGGUACCGUUGAUGAUAUUGUUGGCAUUGGACUACUUGGUCUGAAGUACGACAUUCCGGUUCACGUCGAUGCCUGUCUGGGUGGAUUCAUCCUGCCCUUUAUGGACGAUACCUAUCCGUUUGAUUUCCGUGUUCCAGGGGUGUGCUCAAUUUCUGCCGACACUCACAAAUACGGUCUUUCGCCAAAAGGUUCAUCUGUGGUUAUUUAUAAGAACAAGGAGUACUUACACAACCAAUACUUUUGUGAUGCCGAUUGGCAAGGAGGAAUCUAUGCGUCGUCUACUUUGGAAGGUAGCCGAUCUGGGCUCAAUAUUGCUCUAUGCUGGGCAUCAUUAUUAUACCAAGGAUUCAAUAAGUACAAGCAAAAUGCAUUGGCAGUAGCAGCCGCCACAAAGAAGAUACGUGACGGGAUCAGUUCCAUCCCCGAAUUGCGCCUUCAAGGCUCUUCGGAUGUUUGUAUUGUCAGUUGGACUAGUGAUAUAAUUGAUAUCCAUCGUCUCUACGACCUCAUUGGUAAGAAAGGCUGGCAACUGACAAAUUUGCAGUUCCCAUCUGGAAUUCACAUUAUGGUCACUCUCAAUCAUACGGCUGACGGCGUGGCAGACGCGCUCAUAGCCGAUAUACGUGGUGCUGUGGACGAGAUCAAAUCGAGUCCGAACAGAGAAUUGGAGGAAGCAGCGUUGUACGGUAUGGCCCAGAAGAUUCCAGAUCGUUCAGUUGUACAAGAGUUCGCAUAUGCUUACUUGGAUGCUUGUUAUUCCGCACCAAAAUCCUAA
Molecule: messenger RNA, 1545 nt
Organism: Haemonchus placei
Lineage: Eukaryota; Metazoa; Nematoda; Chromadorea; Rhabditida; Trichostrongylidae
Source: the annotation of a GenBank genome assembly